Messenger RNA from Iphiclides podalirius (scarce swallowtail), 1542 nucleotides. The record is from the annotation of a GenBank genome assembly. NCBI's taxonomy places the organism in Eukaryota, Metazoa, Arthropoda, Insecta, Lepidoptera, Papilionidae.
AUGCAUGCAAGGAAACCGCAGCGAAUAAGCGAUGGGUACUUUGAGAAGCACCAAACCCAUCCGUAUCAGAAGUACAACUCCAAGACUGAGAGGAGAACUAAUGACUACAUCCCUGAUACACGCUACACACCACUCAGAUCACCAAAUGGUAAUGUGUCAGCGCAUGGGCACAGCCACGUCACUAACACUGGCCAUUCAACCCAUGGACAUCACCAUUACAGUCACAUGCCAGAUGAUAGGGCACAUGCAACAUCUAGAAAUUCCUAUAUGCAGAAAGGUCCUGAAAAGGAGAGAGAUCGAGACUACAAAUCAUCUAGAAAUAAGUACUCAGAUAGUGUCCGAUCACCGAAGGAGAAGCGUAUUAAAGAUAGUGAAAGAGAGAAGAACAACCAUGAACGAUGUGAAUCUGAGAAAAAAAGUAGGACUAGUGGCAUGAACUGUAGUGUUAGUAGGAGUAGUAAAUAUGACAAGAGAAGUGCACCAGCUCCAAGCGUGCCUUCAGGCAGUGAAUGGUCAGAACACAUUAGUUCAUCAGGAAAGAAGUAUUAUUAUAACUGUAUCAGUGAAGUGUCACAGUGGGAGAAGCCCAGGGAGUGGGACUCUCGGAGGACAUCAUCCAAAGAUUCUACAUAUUCUGCAAGAAGCAAUCGCGAGAAGCGGUCGAGGUCGCGGUCGGGGCGGCGCGACGCCGAGAAGCAGCUGGGCAAGCGCGGCGCCCCGCCCGACCGCUACUGGGGCCCGCGCGACGACGACGCCCACGAGCGCCCCGCCGCCCGCGCCAAGCACCCCCACGACGCCAAGGAGGGCCAGGCGCAGGACAUGGACAUCUCGCCGGACCGCAGCACGCCGCUGUCCGAGGGCUCGUACCACGCGCGCGAGCCGCUGCCGCGCUCCGACGCCGCGGUGCCGCCCGUCGUCGUGCUCGACAACUCCAACCAGCCGACGGGCUCGCUGCUGGCGGCGGCGCUGCCGCGCAUCGUGGCCGCCGCACCGCUGGCGAACAACAACAACGGCGGCGGAGGCGGAGGCGGGGGCGGAGGCGGAGGCGGAGGCGGCGUCUCGCCGGCGGGCGGCGGCGGCGACAGCGGCAACGGCACGCCGCACCGCGACGCCGGCCCACCGACGCCCACGCACUCGGAGAACACCGAUCCGCACGCGCCCCCGCUCCACCUGGACGCCGCUUUGCCCCGGAAAAUGGAGUGCCUGGGCAGCUACUCGUCGGUGGUGGGUGGCAGCCUGCAGCACGCGCCGCCGAUGCUGACGCCGUCGCUGGUGAACUACGUGCGGGCCGACCUCACCGCGCACGUCACCGCCUGGCCGGCGGACAUCCUCGAGAAGCAGGCGAACAAGUUCACGGAGGAGGCGUACCAGCUGGGCUGCCUGCAGUGUACGCGCGUCUCCGCCGAGCUGAAGUGCGCGCGCUCCCUGGUGCGCCACACCGAGAUACAGGCGACGCUGCAGGAGCAGAAGAUCAUGUACCUCCGGCAGCAGAUAUCCCGGCUGGAGGAGCUCAAGUCGCAGAACUCGUUCAUGUCGGACGAC